CCGAGAGUAACUCCAGAGGUGCGGCGGGCGAGCGGAGGCUAUGGCCACGUUAGCCAGGCUGCAAGCCCGGUCGAAGAGUAUAGCACAGCAAUAUUACUACAGGAACAGUGUUGUGGAUAUAUUUCGAAAAAAGGAGAAUGAUGCAGCAAUUAAAAUCCAGAGCUGGUUUCGAGGAUGUCAAGUUCGAGCAUAUAUCAGGUAUUUACACAGAGUAGCAACAAUUAUUCAGAAACGAUGGAGAGGUUACUUAGGCAGACAACAAUAUCAAGUAAUUGUGAAGUUAGCGUAUUACACUAUGAAGAUGAAUCUCUACAAUGCAAUGGCUGUCAGGAUUCAGAGGCGAUGGCGGGGGUAUAAGAUCCGGAAAUACUGCUUUAAUUAUUAUUAUUUGAAGGAGUACCUGAAAGCUGUUUCUGAGACGAAUGAUGCGAUUAGGGAGGCCCUGGAGGAGUUUGCAGAGAUGAAAGAAAGGGAAGAGAAGAAGGCAGACCUCGAAAGGGAGGAGAAAGAAAGAGAUUACCAGGCUCGAAAGAUGCAUUACCUCCUCAGCACAAAGCAGAUUCCAGGAAUAUAUAAUUCACCGUUCAGAAAAGAUCCUGACCCAUGGGAGCUGAGGCUGCAGAAGGCUAAGCCUCUAACACACCGACUCCCUGAAGUGAAGCGGAAGCACUCCGUCUGCCUUAGCGACUGGCUCGCUUGCACCAGCGCCCGGUCCUUUCCUCGGUCCGGAGUUCUGCCCCCUAUUGACAGGAAACGCUGUCAGGGACCAUUCCGCGACAUUUCAGAAGUUUUGGAACAGCGCUACAAGCCUCUGGAACCGACACUGCGGGUGGCGGAACCCAUUGAUGGGCUGACCGAGGCCAGAGCACAGCUCCAGAAGCAGGAAUGGGCGCGAAAUGUGAAUGACAAUAUGUUUUUGCCAUUUUCUUCCUAUCAUAAAAACAAAAAAUACGUCCCGACAAUGCAUUUAUCAAGCAAAUAUGGUCCUGAUGCUUAUGGAACUCAACAUUUCCGAGAUGAAAAUCCUAAGAGAUGGAUCUGUAACAAGGAUUUCCAAACUGUAUUGCCAUCAUUUGAUCUCUUCUCAAAGUACGGAAAAAUGUAUUCAAAAGCUGGACAAAUUGUGUAAAGUCUUGCAGUUGAGUUCCUGUUCAUCAUGCCAGAGAUCAACUAAAUUCUCAGAAACAGAUGGUGUUCCCUUUACUACCAACUCAUCCCUCUGUAGUUCUACAGUUGGCAAGGCCAGAUGGAGUCACAUCCUGAAAUUAAACUUCUCACCAAAUUCUUAUAAAGUAAGCAGACGUGUUAUUAAUAUGGACUUCUGGACGUGGAACAAUACACAGAGAUGAUUGAUUAGAAACGCUAAUUAAAGGCAACAAAGUGGAAGGACUGAAGCAGUGAGUUCAUUCUGAAAAUAAGGAGCGGAUUUAUAUCCCCUAUUCUUUGAGUCACAAAACUGAAUCAGGAAUAUAUUCUCAGGUG
Messenger RNA from Bubalus bubalis (water buffalo), 1482 nucleotides. It is a transcript of the gene SPATA17, whose product is annotated as spermatogenesis associated 17. Gene Ontology annotation, cellular component: spindle pole. Gene Ontology annotation, molecular function: protein binding. The coding region runs from base 41 to 1129 and encodes 362 amino acids. The record is from RefSeq and is a predicted model, not a curated record. NCBI's taxonomy places the organism in Eukaryota, Metazoa, Chordata, Mammalia, Artiodactyla, Bovidae. The transcript has 11 exons. Gene Ontology annotation, biological process: spindle organization; establishment of meiotic spindle localization; mitotic cell cycle.